ACAUAUCACACCAUUGGUAAAACAGUACUACAUAAUUGAAUCCCAAGGACAAAACAAAAGUAAAUGUGAAAAGAGCAUCUCUCUCUCUCUCUCUCUCUCUAAAAAGUACGAUUGCUACUGGGGAUUGGAAGUGGUGAAGGGAAAAAGCAGAUUUCUCACACAUCCAUGUUGAGAACCUGCCUUCUACUGUAAAAAGCAGAUUUCUCCCUCCCUUUCUCUCCUAUCCUUUCUCUCUCCACAUUUCCCCUGGGUCCGAACUCAACAACAUACACGGCCUGUAGGCCCUUGAAUCAUUUCUCUCUAAUUAUACAGUAAUUUGAAGAUGCCGAGGCCAGGGCCAAGACCCUACGAGUGCGUGAGGAGAGCUUGGCACAGCGAUAGACACCAACCAAUGAGAGGUUCCGUCAUUCAGCAGAUUUUCAGGGCUGUCCAAGAGAGUCAUAGCCCUGUCACUAAGAAGAACAAAGAAUGGCAAGAGAAGCUGCCUAUUGUGGUAUUGAAAGCAGAGGAAAUCAUAUACUCCAAAGCCAAUUCUGAGGCUGAGUACAUGGAUCUUGCAACAUUAUGGGACCGGGUUAAUGAUGCCAUUAAUACGAUCAUUAAGAGAGAUGAAAGCACCGAAACGGGAGAUCUCUUGCCCCCAUGCGUUGAAGCUGCCCUUAAUUUGGGUUGUGUUCCAGUAAGAGCAUCCCGAAGCCAACGAAAUGCUAAUCCAAGAAGUUACCUUGGCCAGAAAACUCAAGAUCCUAAUAACACUACCAAUGAGUGGAACCCCCAGUCACUACCUCUCCACUCUGGCAAUCUAUUAACCUCCCCAAGGCCCAUAUCCAUGAAUUCAACUCAAUCUAAUACAACUAUGACACAAAGCAAUAGCUGUAAUAACCACAUUACUCAUUGCAAUUUUCCUUCUCCAUGUGUGGAAGUUCCUCCUCCCAGCAACCACCAGUUUAUCCCUGUGGAAAGUAACACCUCCCCAAAUGUCGGUUUGGUUUAUCCCUUGUACUAUGGGACCCAGUUCCAACCCGAAUUGCCCCAGUCAACCUUCCAAGUCCCUAGAAACCCCAAUGCCAUAUUCGUUGGUAGACCAAUUUUCCCAUCAAUCGCAGAGACAACUAAAAAGGGUUUCUUGCAAAACCUGCUUUCCUGUGAGAGGGAUGAAAAUACUUCAAACAGAGUCAGACAAGCAGAUUCCAGAAAGCACCAUGGGAAGGCACCUGAAACGGGGUUUGACUUAUCGUUACGUUUGGGGUUGUUUAAAGAACCGUGCAUCAAACCGGGAAGAGUUGUGGCUCAUGACACUCCUACAGUUGAUGUAAGCAGUUCUCAGGAGGGGAUCAUGUUCACUAAUCUGUCUCCCCACCAAAACAAGGAGUUUUCAUUCUUUCCUGUGGAUAUUGCUAAUGAUCCCUUUGAGUCCCAUAGAAGUCGGUGGAAUUCUGAGGGUGGAGGUCAGAAUGUGGAAGCAGCUACCAGAAAGCGUAAAGCACAGUUACAUGAAAAUCUUGAGGAUGGGUUAUUUUUCUCACAACCAGAGCUCAGAUCCAGCCAGUUUGUUGGUCGAAUGAAAAGGCCAGGUUCGUAGUUUUAGUUUUUGGAAUGUAACGUACAAUUUUUGGAAAUAACAAUUUUGCAUAUAUAUCUUUGGCUCCUCCAAUAUUCAUGUACA
Rhododendron vialii is the source of this 1666-nucleotide messenger RNA. RefSeq lists its product as uncharacterized. Gene Ontology annotation, molecular function: transcription coregulator activity. The transcript is spliced from 4 exons. Bases 323 to 1582 code for a protein of 419 amino acids. The record is from RefSeq and is a predicted model, not a curated record. NCBI's taxonomy places the organism in Eukaryota, Viridiplantae, Streptophyta, Magnoliopsida, Ericales, Ericaceae. Gene Ontology annotation, biological process: regulation of DNA-templated transcription.